Messenger RNA from Psylliodes chrysocephalus, 4961 nucleotides. NCBI's taxonomy places the organism in Eukaryota, Metazoa, Arthropoda, Insecta, Coleoptera, Chrysomelidae. The record is from the annotation of a GenBank genome assembly.
AAAGUAUCAGUGCUUUAUUUACUGUAGAUAACAUUUAAUUUGAAUUAAAUUUAUAAAUAAAGUUGAAAAUUUCAUAUGAUUUUAUUAUGUAGAUAACAUUUUAAUAAUAUUACCUGCCAGUGUAAAAACCAGUAAGUGGUGCUGAUAUAUACAUUAUACAUAUAUAGCAAAAAUGCGGUUUUGAAGUUUUAAAAUUCAUUUAUUUAAUUCAGUAAUAGGUAGUAAUACUGUUAGUAAUUAAAUGCACGCGCAGUAUAUACUUACAUAUAUUUUGUUGCAAUUGUGUACCAAGUAUUUAAACUGCAUUAAACAAUGGAUUCAUCGAAAAAACAUGUCAAGCCUUCGCCUGAGGAACACGCUAAUAUAUUUUCGAAAGUUUUUUAUUGGUGGUUUCUACCAUUUUUUCAUUUUGGAUACAAAAACGACGUGCAACUUAAAGACAUCUAUAACGCUUCCAAAAGUGACCUCUCACAAAUAUGGGGGCGACAAGUUACAAAAAAAUUGGGAACUAGAAUUGUUGAAAAAGAAUCCCAGCUUGAAAAGGGCCCUAUCUAACACGUUCUUGAAAUGGUAUUUUUUCGCUAAUAUAGGACUGUUUAUUCAGUUUAAUUUUUUGAAGAUGGUUCUCCCCAUGGUAUUAGCCCGAUAUAUCAAUUAUUUUAAUAAUAAGAGAAGUGAACAGGUUGGAUGGAUGUGGGCAAGUGCUGUUGUUUUACAGGUCUUUAUUAUGGUGAUCCUUAAUCAUAGUUCGAUUUUAUAUUCUCAGAGGAUCUGCAUGAGAGCUCGAAUAGCAGUGUGUUCUCUAGUUUACAGAAAACUGUUGAAACUGAACCACUCUUCUCUAGGGCAAACAGCUGCCGGUAAAUUAGUAAAUUUACUAUCCAAUGAUGUCCAGCGAUUCGAUAUGGCGUCUUACUUUUUACAUUUUAUCUGGAUUAUGCCCUUCAAUGCUGUUAUUUCGUUUUACAUAAUAUACUAUAAUGUCGGGAUUUCUGCUUCUGCAGCUGGAAUGGCCAUUGUGUUAGUAUCCAUAUUAAUUCAAAUUUAUAUGACCACGAUGCAAGGAAAGUUGCGAUACCAAAUUGCAAUUAGAACAGACAAACGAGUAAAACUAAUGAAUGAAGUAACCUCGGGUAUUCAAGUCAUAAAAAUGUACGCUUGGGAGAAGCCUUUUGAAAAGAUGGUCAAGUUGUGUAGAAGUUCAGAAGUGAGUUUUAUUACAAAAACUUCUUUUGUAAAUGGUGUUCUUUCGGCUAUGGGUGUGUUUAUGGAGAGGUUAAGUCUUUAUGUAACCAUAGUAACAUUUGCAUUAACUGGGAAUCCAAUAACUGGGGAUAUUGUAUUUUCCAUGGCUCAACUGUUUAAUACAGUCAUAUAUACAAUGUGUAUUUGCUUUCCGAGGGGAUUAACAUUUUAUAAUGAAGCUAAAGUAUCGAUAGGAAGGAUAGAACAAUUUCUGAUUCUCGAUGAAAUCGAUCGUAAAAGUAUAACCAACCAACCCACAAAUUCACAAGAAUCUAACGGCAAACAAAUUACAAGUUUAGAAGAAACUAAUUACGAAAAAGGAGAAGCUGGAGACAUCGAUUUAGAUAACGUAGCAGCAAGUUGGAUGCCGAAUUCGACCAUACCAACUUUAGUAAAUGUCGACUUACAUGUCAAAUCAGGCACAUUAUGUUGCGUGGUUGGUAACGUGGGAGCUGGAAAGAGUAGCCUUUUGCAGUUGUUACUCAAAGAAUUACCGAUAACGUCUGGAAAAAUGAACGUGAAUGGAGCGAUCGCUUACGCGUCCCAAGAACCGUGGUUGUUCGUGUCCAAUGUGAGAGAUAAUAUUCUGUUUGGGAAGCCUUAUGAUCGGCGCAAAUAUCGCGAAGUCGUUAAGGUUUGUUCUUUAGAAACAGAUUUCAAACAAUUUCCGUUUGGCGACAAAUCGUUUGUUGGUGAAAGAGGAACAUCUCUAAGUGGGGGACAAAGGGCAAGAGUGAAUUUGGCUAGAGCCGUUUAUAGCGAAGCUGAUAUUUAUCUAUUGGACGAUCCGCUGUCCGCUGUAGAUACCAAAGUCGCUAAGCAUUUGUUUGAUGUAUGCAUAAAGGACUAUUUGAGCGGUAAAACGAGGAUUUUGGUCAGUCACCAGUUGCAGUUCUUAAAUGGAGCUGAUCUUAUUGUAAUAAUUAAUAAUGGAAAGAUCGUUAGAGUCUGUACUCAUAGUGACUUGACAGAAAACGAUCUGAAAUUCAUUCAACGACAAGAAGUAAAAGAAGUUAGAGAAGUUAAAGAAGGAAAACAUGAAAAAACUGAGGAAAUACCGGCUAGUAAAGAUAAUAUUUUCCAAUCGGUGAACUCUCUUGCAUCCAUAGCUGCAGAUGAGCCAGAAGAAACCGAUGAAUUAAUAGAAAAGGGCAACAUUUCUUCUGAUACAUAUGUCGGUUAUUGGAGAGCCGCUGGUAACAUUUUAGUAGUACUAUUGUCUUUUUCUUUGUUUAUUGUAGCUCAAGUAGUUACAAACUCUGCAGAUCUGUGGAUGACUCAUUGGGUUAAUGAUGAAGAAAAACGAUUCCAAUCAAAUAACAACGGGACGGACAGUCCAACGUCGUCUUCAAUACUACCAAAAAAUGCUUUGGACACUUUGUUACCAUCCAAUCUAUCUCUAUCAGCAACAACGGCUUCAUCAUUACCUGAAGUAUCUAUUACAAUCGUUACAAUGGAUUUAAUUAAUAGCGCCAUUAAUUCCACUAUGUUUCUGGAAUCGACAGACACCACAAAUUCCACAUUGAUAUACGAAAUAAAGCCGAGAGAAUAUUACAUUUGGAUCUAUACAAUACUUAUCGGCAGUUCGGUAAUUAUAUUGACGAUUAGGUCGUUUUUGUUUUACCACAUCUGUAUGACAGCUUCAAAGGUUUUGCAUAGCCAAAUAUUCAACAACGUUCUUCAAGCUCCUAUGAGAUUCUUCGAUACUAAUCCUUCAGGUCGAAUAUUAAACAGGUUCUCAAAAGAUAUGGGAGCUAUAGAUGAAAUAUUACCACGUGCUCAAUUCGAUACUCUUCAAAUUUUCCUUGUUUUGUUUGGUAUAUUAACCAUGGUCUUCAUAGUUACCCCUUGGAUGAUGGUUCCAACAAUUGUACUAGGUACCAUCUUUUACUGGUUUAGAGUCGUAUAUUUGAAAUGUGCUCAAGCCAUUAAGAGAUUGGAAGGAACAAGUAAAGCUCCAAUGUUUUCCUACGUUUCCGCCACUUUGUAUGGUAUGCCAACUAUAAGAUCUGCAAAUGCAGAACAAAUGCUUGUUAAAGAAUUCGAUGCUCUGCAAGAUCAACAUACGAGCACGUGGUUUUUGUUCAUUGCCAGCAGUACUGCGUUUGGUUUCUAUCUUGAUGUAAUCAGUACAACGUUUCUGGCAUUUGUUACUUAUCAGUUCCUCAUAUUUGAAGAUGAAAACACCCUUAGCGGCAACGUAGGAUUGGUAAUUUCUCAAAGUCUCAUUUUAACUGGUAUGUUGCAACACGGAGUUAGACAGAGCACGGAAGUUGCCAGCAACAUGGUCAGUGUGGAAAGAGUGGUACAGUACACGAAAUUAGAAAAAGAGCACCCGUUAGAAACUAUAGGACAGAAACCUCCGCGAGAUUGGCCAAGCAGAGGGAAAAUCCAAUUCAAAAACACUUAUCUCAGUUAUGCUCUAGAAUUAUCUCCAGUAUUAAAGAACGUAAAUAUUGAAAUUGAUUCUGGAGAAAAGAUUGGCGUAGUUGGAAGGACAGGCGCUGGAAAAUCAACGCUGAUCGCUUCGUUGUUCAGACUGGCACCAAUAGAUGGUACUAUCACCAUUGACGAUUUCGAUACUGCGCAACUGGGUUUGCGCGAUUUAAGAUCGAAUAUUUCGAUUAUACCCCAGGAACCAGUUUUAUUUUCAGCUUCGUUGCGAUACAAUUUAGAUCCGUUUGAGAAGCACAAUGAUAGCGUAUUAUGGGAGGCGUUGGAACACGUUGAACUUAAAGACACGCUUCCCGAUCUCAACAUGACAAUCAACGAAGGAGGCUCCAAUUUGAGCGCGGGACAGAGGCAGUUGAUCUGUCUUGCGAGAGCUAUAGUGAGAAACAAAAAGAUUUUGGUCAUGGAUGAAGCUACUGCUAAUGUGGAUCCACAGACGGACUCCCUAAUCCAAAAAACAAUUCGCGAGAGAUUCAAAGACUGCACCGUACUGACCGUUGCUCAUCGACUCAACACCAUUAUGGAUAAUGAUAGAGUUUUAGUUAUGGACGCCGGUCAAGUUAUGGAAUUCGAUCAUCCCCAUAACUUAUUACAAAAUUCCGAAAGUUUCUUAUCCAAGAUGGUCAACGAAACUGGAUCGGAUAUGGCGAACAGAUUAAAACGUGUUGCUAAAAACGCUUUCAUUCACAAGAAUAACGCCCCCUCUGAAAAUAGUACUUUAGAACAUAGCGAUUAAUAUUAUUAAAGAGAAAAUUAAAACUCUAAAUCGACCGGUUUCGGCUAUAAUAUAGCCAUUUUUCAGCCUAUUGGUAAUACGAGUCCAAACAACAUGUUUUUAAAUAUCUGUUUAAGGUGAUUACAGACCCCUUAUAAUUUUCGGAUAAGGAUAUUUCAAAAAGUAAUUUUGUUAAGAAAUUUAAAUUUUGGCAAAAUAAAUUAGGUACUGUUAUCUAGAUAUGCAUAUAUUUUAAUGUUUUAAAUACUUUCAGUAUCCGAGAAAAAAAAUCACAGAACAAUAAGUUUUGAAAUAUCAUAAUGUCAUAAAUUUAUAACGUCGUAGAAUUUAAGAAAAAAACUUAUAGACAGGAUGUCAUUUAAAAACAUCGACAUUUAAGCUGUCCCGAUGUACCGGAACAUCGUGUAUAUUUCACAGUAUUUUAAAAAUAAGCAAAUAAGUAAACCUUAUAACUUUCUCGCAGUAAUAUGUUAAGUUUAAUUUAACGUACAUACAUACGUAAUGAUAUUUUAAGUUAAUUUUUGUUAUA